UUGAUGGAAUGCACGUCAGUUACCGCCAAUAUGAAUCUGGUGUUUAGAUUAGAUUUAAACGUAUUAUGUGAUACAUUUUAAAAGGAACGGCGGGGGUACAGCUAAUUAAACCAUCGGUAUGUGCUUAAUCUAGUUUAUUAUUGUCACGUUUCUUAUUUUAACGUAUCCGACAAAUUAAUUUCACUAAAGAAGCGGUAAGGAUGUCUGCGAAAACAUGAUGGUUGCUUUGUUGCACCCCAGGUUCCGGUAAAUACUCCAAAGACGACAUCUCGUCCGUGUGCAGCGUCAGUGGAGAACCAGCUCGCCAUGAGUCCCCUCACUACACCUAAAAAGGGAAGGGAAGUAGGCUCCGUGGACCCCUGGACGCCGACCUCCAACCUUAAAAUGCUCAUCAGCGCUGCUAGUCCUGACAUCAGGAACCGAGAGAAGGAGCUGUGCAUGGACAAUGACGGGCGGGACAGUCUUGAAGCUUCACAGGACACUGAAAAUGGAGAAGAGUCAGAGAAAAUGAUCAGCAGGAAGGAGAAGAGUCUGGGUUUGCUCUGUCAUAAAUUCCUCGCCCGCUACCCAGAUUACCCAGACCCUGGCCUCAACAACGACAUCUGCCUGGAUGACGUGGCCACUGAGCUCAGCGUAGAACGCCGGCGCAUCUACGACAUCAUGAACGUGCUGGAGAGCCUGCACAUGGUGAGCCGCUCCGCCAAGAACCGCUACACGUGGCACGGGCGGACCAACCUGGCUCAGACUCUGGCCAUUUUGAAGCAGGUGGGCGAGGAGCAAAAGUACGGCCAGCAGAUGCUGCACAUCCGGCAGCGUCUCCUGGACAAGGAGUUUGACUUCGACGGGGAGGAGAAGGAGAACGAGGAGGUGGUGGAGCUGGAGACCGGGGAGCAUGGGCAGAAGGAGCUCUUCUUUGUGGAGCUUCCAGGAGUAGAGUUCAAAGCAGCCUCUGUUAACAGUCGGAAGGACAAAUCUCUGAGGGUGAUGAGCCAGAAGUUUGUCAUGCUCUUCCUGGUGUCUAAUCCUCGCGUGGUCAGUCUAGACGUGGCCGCCAAGAUCCUGAUUGGAGAGGACCAGGGCGCCGAUCAAGACAAGAGCAAGUUCAAGACCAAAGUGCGCAGGCUGUAUGAUAUCGCUAAUGUGCUGCGCAGCCUGAAGCUCAUCGAGAAAGUCCACGUGACAGAGACGAGGGGGAGGAAACCGGCCUUUGAAUGGGUCGGCCCCGAAGAAUUCCCACAAGUCAAAGACUUGGAGAGCUCCACAUCCGAAUUCUCAACCACAAAGAAAAUUGUUCUGGAGUCCCGUGCAUCUUUAGACAACUGUGCCAAAAAGCUAUUUUCCUCGCCGGGGGCCAAACGCAGCUUCACCCGGCACCCCUCCCUCAUAAAGCUGGCCAAGAGCAUUCAGGACGACCGCCGGAAGAUCAAUUCUGCCCCCAGCAGUCCUGUCAAGAGUUUCCUCAGCGAUUCAAACACUUCCUCCCGAAACAAAAUGGCCCAACUUGCUGCUAUUUGUAAGAUCGAGCUUGACCAGAAGUCAUCGACCGGAGCUGAGGCUCCAAAGCCCGCCGCCGCCGCUGCUGCUGCUGAGACAGACACUGCUGCUAUGAGAGAAGAGCCGACCUCGUCUGUUUCGAUGGAGCCGCCUCAGGCCCCGUUACUAACUCCACCCCCAGAGACGGGAGUCAGCGCUGCGGUCCACCUCACCCCCAACGCAGCCCUGGCUGCGGGCUCCGUCGCCUACCUCCCCGCCCAGUGUUCGCCCCUGAUCCCCGUCCUGCUGCAGCAGCAGCGGGGGGGCGUGCCCUACGCCGUGUAUUUGCAAUCUCCUUCCCCGAGGCCGAACCCUCUGGUCCGGCCGCAGCCGACCAGCCUCGCCGUGCGCUCCAUGACCUUUGAGGACAAGACCGGGCAGAGCCCCACGGGCCAGUGUGCAGCUAGGAGCAUGCCGGCCGUCAGGGCGUUGGACGUCAGCCCCUUGGUGCUGAAACGGUUGCUUUUAGAUUCAUCCUUAGAGAGCAGCCCCUCAAAAGCCAAGAGGAUGGACCCCAACUGUAAGGACACGUCUCCAAAACUGUGCGACAUCCUCCAGGCCCGUCUGAAGGCUCGUCGCGGCAGUCAGCUCUCGAGCCGGCCCUCGCCCCGAGCCCUCCACCUGGACCCGGAGUUUGUCAACACCCCCGGCGGCGCUGCAGCGCAUCAGACACUAGAGCAGGCCUUAGAGACCUUCCUGGACAGAGAGGACAGGGCGGCGAACUCGGACAGCGAGGCCGGAUUAACACCCGUCAGAGUCGUUCCGCUCACGCCAGGACACCUCCACACCGAGACUUUAAUACCAGCCGGAUACCUGAUCCCAAUCUCCCAGCAGUCCCUCAUCAGCUACAACUCAGCAAUUCAAGAUUCAGGCAGAGAAAGCAACAAGGCCUCAACUCCCACUUACAACAUCUACCAAACACCAACCGCAGGCUCCAGACCUGCCCUCGCCCAGGAGAUCACGCCCAUCAGCCUUCGUUUCCACAGACCCGCUGCUGCCGCCUCGCCACACGCCAUCCAGCAGGCCCACCGCCUCCACAGCCCCAGUCCUGCCAUCCUCAACUUCACCCUGCAGAACCUGGGCCUGAUCUCCGGCUCCAGUCCAGGAAACGCUUUCACCGCCCCCCAGACUCCAGAGUGUGCCAACACCCUGGCCAGCCCGCUGGCUCUGCAGCAGAGGGGCAUGGUCUUCAUCAAACCGGUGUCCCCUGUGCCUGUCCAGCAGUCUGUGUCGGGGCAGCCAAUGGCCCUGUUUAGUGUACAGCAGCCUCUGAUGACCACCCCCAACGGGACGGGGCUCCCCCAGCAGAGCUUCUUCCACACGCCGGUCCCCGUCUCCCCCCUGGCUGCGAUGGUCACCACCGGUGGACACCUGGCCACCAAAACUGUUUACGUUCCUCAGAGGAAGCUGGACGUUGCCACUGAGGACUCCUGAGGGAAGCCCCCUGAUGACUGUGUACAUGAUGUGUGUUGUGGGUGGGUGACUGUCUUUUUUUCUGUCUGUUUGAGCAUUUCACAGUAUUCAUUACCUCUGAACAUUUCACCACCUUCAUUCUGGUCACAGCCAGCUCUAAAAGUAGCUGCUAUGCAGACUUUGGCCCAGUGGACACAUUUCAAACCAAGUUCUCCGGAUACUCAUGAACACGGUUAUGCUCAUUGUGAUGCUGGUAGAAACUUUGUUGAUUCUUUUUUUUUUUUUUUUCUUUCUUUUAGUUAUUUCUGCUAAUAUGGGCGAUGUGAUCACCAAUUUCCUUUUCUUCAAAUUACCAAGAGUAGUCAAAACUCACACUUAAGUAACAUGGACAUUGUCGACCGAAAGGCGGGUUUGAUUGGGCGCAUUGUUGAUUGAUCAUUUUGUCUCCAAGUUAAACCUAAUGAGAGGACUUUUGCACAAAUGUACAUGUUAACUGUUACGCCUGUUAAAAAUGGAUUUGUUAAGAAUAUGUGAAUGUGUGUGAUUCUAAGGUUUAUCAGACGAGUUUAAUUUAUAAGGAAAUCACCUUUGUUUUCUGAUGUCCUGCUAAAUGUAAAAUGCUAAUUGAAUUACAUUUUUUCUAUGAA
Molecule: messenger RNA, 3593 nt
Organism: Anarrhichthys ocellatus (wolf-eel)
Lineage: Eukaryota; Metazoa; Chordata; Actinopteri; Perciformes; Anarhichadidae
Gene: e2f8
Product: E2F transcription factor 8
Exons: 13
Coding region: 307-2967 (886 amino acids)
Biological process (GO): regulation of transcription by RNA polymerase II
Cellular component (GO): RNA polymerase II transcription regulator complex
Molecular function (GO): DNA-binding transcription factor activity, RNA polymerase II-specific; RNA polymerase II cis-regulatory region sequence-specific DNA binding
Source: RefSeq, a predicted model, not a curated record